This is a messenger RNA of Argentina anserina (silverweed cinquefoil), 1456 nucleotides long. Its product is annotated as F-box/kelch-repeat protein At3g23880-like. The transcript is spliced from 2 exons. NCBI's taxonomy places the organism in Eukaryota, Viridiplantae, Streptophyta, Magnoliopsida, Rosales, Rosaceae. Bases 1 to 1290 code for a protein of 429 amino acids. Gene Ontology annotation, molecular function: protein binding. The record is from RefSeq and is a predicted model, not a curated record.
AUGUGGGACGAUUUUUGCCAUGAAGGUAAGUCUCUGUUGAGCCCUGAAUCCAUCUCUAAGCUUUGUCUCUCCAUUUCUCUUGUCUUCACAAAUUGGGUCCAAUCUCUCCCCCAAGAAAUCAUACCCAACAUCCUCAUCAGACUACCCAUCAAAUCCUUGAUCAAGUUCACCUCUGUAUGUAAAUCUUGGAACUCCACAAUCAAAGACCCAAGCUUCAUCCUCACCCACCUCACACACAAGCUCAAUAUCAAUGACCAAAACGCCACCCACCCUCUUCUCCUCCACACUGUUCACAGUGAAGGCACCUCUCCCAAGUCCUUUGGAAGAGUUAACAUCUCUGGUUUCAAACAAGACUCUUACUCUCUGCAUUAUGAUAACAACGAUGCUGGGGGUGAGUAUUGCAAGGUUGAAUUCCCAGUAGUUCUUAAGGAAAAGCUGAUCAAUGGGUGUUUUCGUCUUGUGGGUACUUGUAAUGGGCUGGUUUUGCUUGCUGAUGAUAUGGGGGAGUAUGGCUACACCUUUGUUAUAUGGAACCCUAGUGUCAGAAAGUACGUGACCCUUCCCAAACCAUCUGUGAGGUUUUCGACUCACGGUGACUAUGUUGCUUCCCUUGGUCUCUGUUAUGAUGCUACUAGUAAUGACUAUAAGGUUGUGAGACUCACCACUCUUUUGGAUCCCCGUGAUAAAUACCCGAGAACUCUAGCUCAGGUUUAUUCACUAGUUACAGGCUCUUGGGGAAUGCUCAGUACGUUGCCUUCAUGUGUUGUGCCGCAUUCAUGGGUCCAGGUUUUCGUCAAUGGGGCACUUCACUGGCUAGCUAUCCAUUCAAUAGAUGGAGAAAUUGCGUAUUUUGUUUUGGCAUUUGAUGUGGCUAGUGAGACAUUUGGGGAGAUUGUGUUGCCCAUGAGCUUCAUUGUGGGGUUUCCAGUGGAGUUGAAGUUGUCUGUUUCUGGAGAUCGGAAAUUUAUUGCACUGUUUGUGAAGUUUGAGAAUGAGGGUGAUCCUUUUGUUGAUAUUUGGGUAAUGAAAGAAUUUAGCGAGGAGAAGUCAUGGACUAUAUUGAACAUUCUCAGCCUCCUAGGUCCGAAAAGAAGUCUGACUGAGGCAUUGUGUUUUAGGAGGAGUUGUGAGCUGGUGUUGGUAUUGGGGGAUAGCCGUGAUUUAGUAUUGCUUGACACUGUGAGUGGAGAGGUUAAACUUUUAGGGAUUUCUGGAGGACAGGUUUGCUCUGCUGGCUCUUACGAAGAGAGCCUUGUCUUGCUUGACAGGGAAGAUGCAGCUUCAUACUGAGAGAGCAAGAAUAAGUAAGAUUGGAGAUAUUAGCAAAUGGCUUUUGAGACUGUUUUUUAUAGCUAUGAGAGUGUGAAUUGCGAAUCGAUUUCAGCAUGCUAUUAUGAGCACUACAGUACUGGUAUAGUUGAUGUGAUUUUUGAAGAACUUUUCCUUUUGAGAAGGG